Messenger RNA from Amoebophrya sp. A25, 4456 nucleotides. NCBI's taxonomy places the organism in Eukaryota, Dinophyceae, Syndiniales, Amoebophryaceae. The record is from the annotation of a GenBank genome assembly.
GCAGAAGAUAAAAAAAAUAUAGAGACUGACUUACAUCGACCUAAAUGCAGGAGCAACUGACCGACAAUGAAUACUUGAAGGUUAUUGAACCACACGAUAGUGAAGUUGGGAGAUCCUUGUGAAAGAUAUACCCAUGGCCGCGAUGGCCUCCACGGCCAUGCGUGCGGCUGAGGGUAGGGAUAACCCUUUGCCGCAGGAGCGUGGGUCGUUCCCGAGAACUUUAGACCGCUGACGGGACGCAACACGAGGCUUGUUGUAAACGUUUUGAUAUCUCAAUAAGUGGAUCAAAUUGUCCGCGGACCUGAAGAAUAGGUAGUCACACACAGAAUAGACGAGCGGAAUCGCAGUGUCCCGUUGGUCGAUCCAGACUUCGUUGUACACUUUUUGUAGAUUCAUCACAGUACAUCGACAAAUAGAACGAGCUACAGGGACUACAGAGAACUCACUUUUAGAGUCUCAGACACACACGAAGAAUUCAACGAGCAACCACACCAAUACCAAUACGUGUCAAGAUAAGAACAUCGGCCUUCGUUCCCAGUGAUACUAGCGUAGUUGAACGAUUACUAAGAGGAUAUCAGGGCCUUCGAAGAGCGGUAAUAAAACGAAAAAAAGCCAGGCUACUUCCAUUACUGAGCCAGCGGCGCAUCAUCGUGCGUGUAUAUCAUCGAAGCCAGGCAAUACGUUCUACUAGUUCUAGUAAGACCAUCGUAAGCGAUACUGACCUCAGCGAAGAACACGUGUAUCUACCAGCAACAUCUUCUAGCAUAACGAGGAUUCGUAAAAGGUCGAAAAGCAGAAGAAAAUAGUUGUUGUAGAAGCAGGAGCACGCGCAUUGUUAGCACAUCACACCGAUCGUGCGAGAGAAGUGAUACCUGGGGCUAUCUCCUACCUCCAGAAGUAGGGCUGGAGAGCAAUCUCAACAAACUCACCAGCGAACUCCCAGAACAAGAUGUUGUCCGGCACAGACAAUAACGACGACUUGAUGUCGUCGGUCGCGCCGUCGACAGUGGCAUCGAAGAAGCACAAGGACAGGUUUAGGCCUCCGAGGCCGUGGGGAGAGUCAGAGGAUGCAGCUCAUGAAGCAGUAGCACACAUAUGGGACAAGACGAAGCGGAUAACACAUGAGCGGGAUCUAGCACACAAAAGAUUUGGAUACUCGGUAAUUAUACUAGACUCUCACUUGGCGCACCUGGUAGCACUCCUCCCACUAGGAUCAUCAACCCCCGGCACGCACCUCCUCAAUCCCGGGGCGAUUCCGCUCCCCUGGCUCCUCCCCCGCCCGCAAUCCGUCUUGCGGCGUUGAUCGUUGGGGCAAGAGCGUGGCGGGGGAUGGCGUGCGGCCAUUGAUUAAAAAGGCACAGAUCGAGGCCGUUGUCCUGUAGGUCUACUCUUCUUAUGGUAGGUCUGGCCUUCUGUGCGUGCAAGUUGCAGCGCUCCAAUUUACAACUUGCAAAGAUUGCUCUUUCUGUGAUAGAGACAAAAGCUUUGGAUUGGAAUUUUUUAGAUUUCAUUUUUAUUAGAUAUAAUCAAAAAUUUUGGAUUCGGGUUUUCAAAUUUGAAAAUUUGAGACAUCGAGGCGCCGCUUUUGAUGUUCCGCGGUCAGCUCUGAGGCAGAAGCUUUUGCUUUUCAGUCUUGGGGCAGGGUGUAAAGCUUUACAGCCGAUAAGAUCAAAAAUUUAGGCUUUCUGUGCAAAGUUUUUAAUUUUUACGCCCACGAAUUAAAUUAAGUCGCGGCGUGCUUCAUUUUGACCGAUGUAUUUGGUUCAGGUUCAGGAGGUGCUUUCGGUUCAGGUGUUUUUGGUUCGGUGUGUGUUGGGUUCGGGUGUUGGGGGUUCGUUGUUGAUUUUUUUAAAUUUCGCUCGCUAGUAUUCGAAAGCAUACUUAAGCGUUUAGAUAAAAUUCGUAUUCUGGGCAUGGAUUAUUUAUAAACUAAAACUCUUGGAGUUGAGAUCGUAAAAAUUUUGAUUUUAUUUGGUAAAGUUUAAACUUAAUACGCACCCGCGUGAAGUCUAACCAAUCCCAGGCCCCGGAAGUGGGUCCUUAAUUUAAUAUUUGCUCUAUCUUUAAUAUUUGCAUCUCCUCAAUGUAUGUCCAAGUCCAUGUGUAUGUGGCCUUGGAGGUAGUACUCACAAACGUUCUUUUGCAUGAUCAUGGUCGUGCUAGAUGAUAAGGUAAUGGUAAGCAAUAAAUAUGUCGUUGUUGAAUAGAUUGUCCUACUCUUUUCAUCUCAUUUAUUUCUUACUCCACCAACCAGGCUAGAACAGUGACUAAAGUCAUGCUCGCGGAGAUCGAUAUGGCGUUUACGUACAUAGAACCAGAGGCUGAGAUGGAGGCUAGUGGUUGGUUUCUGGAAAAUGAGAUAGCACCCGUUAUGAUAGAUACUUGGGCAACGCAAGCUCUACGGUCUGUUCCCAAAAGAAUACCUCUGUCGGGAACGACUGCUGUUGGGCAUGUAGGAGGUCUGAUGGCGGGGCCGGCGAGGGUACUUGGACUUGUUGAUGACUCUUCUUGCAACUACGCCAUCGUGAUUUUUUUUUCUGAUGUAGUUCUCCCUGUCAUUUUCAUGAAAUUAACAUUUUCCGCAAUCCUCCCAGAUCACCGCCCAACGGGAGGCGAGCGCGGCGAAGGCGGCAGCUAAAAAAGAGAGGGAAGCGGCAAAAGCAGCAGCAGAGGCAGAGGCGAACAGGCCUAGGCACAUACGCUUGGAGGAAAUAGUACUAUGUUUCGCAUCCUGGAUAGUAUAGAAAUAGGAGCGUUAAGGUUAGUAGUCGUGAUCGUGAAUUCAUAGAAGAAGGAGGACAAAAUCAAAAAUACAUGCAAACCAACAGGAGCUGUUUUUUUGUCAUGGUACUCAUGAACCUCGCUCUUGCUUCUCCACAGGAUCACACAGACCCAGAGGAGCACCAUUAUCGAGCGGCGAAGGAGGUUGAGGAUAGGCGAAGAGAGGAGGCGGAGAAAGCUUUAGAGAAGAAGAAAAAACAGCGCGAGGAGGCACAGGCAGCGGUAGAGGCGCAGGGAGCUGUGAUGGGUAUACAACUUCAACUUAUGGUAGGUACAACUUAUGAUGUUUUCAUUUUGGUUGUACAAAUUGAUUCACGUGUAGUAUCUCUCUACACUAUUAUUCUUCUGAAAAUGAAAAACAUCACCCGGAAAUGGAAAGACAGUACACGUUCGAUACCUCUCUACUAUUCUAUACUAGGAAAGACAGGGUACAACACGUUCAAAUUUACGUGGGUGUACAAAGUAUCUCUUCUUCAGAAGAACAACUCCCAUUUCCAAACCAGGAAAGACAGAGUACACGUUUGAUACCGAAGGCAAUAUACUGUGGGUCGAGCUUCCGAAGAUAGAAAAGCUUCCCGCUGUCAGCUUGCAAAUACCGUAUCUUCUCUAAGACCUUGUUCUUGAAAUUGAACUUCUCGUAGAAGUACCUUUCUGUUGUUGACGACCGGUUGAAUUUCUGGACAAGAACUCCUGCUUUUCCUUUCCUUGUACGUAGGCUUUUACAAUCUGGUCUGCACUUUCACGACAAUCAGGUCUCGCCACUUCGACGUCGGCGGUCGCGCUUCUCUGACAGCAAAGGCGGAUGCUCCUGCACCGACCAAGCGAACUACAUCAGGGUCUAAUUCGCCAGUGAAGAAGGCCUUUGAAGACGGUUUCAUGCGGUUGCAGGAGGAUAGACCAAAUAUAGCGGAUAUCAUAACGCUGAGGCCUGGCGUCGUCCUCUCCGCUGCUGGUCGGAAGAUUGCCGGACCCACUAGAACCGAACAAAAUCGAAUGACAAUGACGGGCUAUCAACGCAUGGUCCAGGGUGGAAAAUAGUGACCUCUAGUAUUAAGGUCCUUGAAGACCGCUUCCUAAAUAAGUUUUCACCUUAUUUGCUUUUCUACUCUCUCUCUCUCUCGUGUGUGUCUUCAGUUUCUAGUUUUUUCUAGUUUUUAAUACCGACAGAAUAAUUGUAACUGAUUCCUUAACAAGGUCGUGAAGAUCAUGAUUUGACGCCUCAAAUAUCCCAUAAAAUUGAACUUGUCUAGACUUGGAAUAUGUUUCGAAUCACUGACAGCGUUGAUGACGCAGAAGGUUGGACACUGCUUCAGAAAAUGUGGAGGAGCAGUAACAAGUCUUUUUGUGAACAUUCACGACAAUGAUGUGACAUGUUCCAUCGACGGCGUGGCACGGUGCAGUAUACAGCCGCCACGGAUGUGGCUGAAUGGAAUGAUGGGCUUUUCUCUCGCCAGAAAAAGUUUUUUUUCAGGAACCCACGCACAGCAGCGAAAAAGAAUCCCUCUGCUCACGUCCCGAGAAAAGAAAAAAAUGAAUCCAACUUAACUAAAAAUGGGUAUGAAAAAGGAAAUAUAGCGCCAUGAAAAUUCUCAUCUAGACAAAGCAACGAAAAGUAGCAGAGAAUCCUCUAAAAUAUGAAAACAAAAGAACUUCUAACCGCGCGCAUUGAAUAGAG